Hyaena hyaena (striped hyena) is the source of this 590-nucleotide messenger RNA. RefSeq names its product cystatin like 1 (gene CSTL1). The record is from RefSeq and is a predicted model, not a curated record. Bases 155 to 571 code for a protein of 138 amino acids. NCBI's taxonomy places the organism in Eukaryota, Metazoa, Chordata, Mammalia, Carnivora, Hyaenidae. Gene Ontology annotation, molecular function: cysteine-type endopeptidase inhibitor activity. The transcript has 4 exons.
GUGGGAUCCAGCAGCCAAAAUCUGUGGUGAGAAAGGUAGCAGGUUAGUAAAGAGAACUUGUCUCUAAAGGAGGCACAGGAAAUAGUUGAUGGCCAGAUUAGACAAGUAGAGCCCACAGAAGGUGCAGUGGAUAGGAGGUUUCCAAGGCUGCGAGAUGGGAGUUGGAUGCUGGAGGAAUCCUCUGUUGCUGUUGGCUGCCCUGGUCCUGGCAGCCAGGCUGGGUCAAUUUCAAAGGUGGGAAGGCUUCCAGGAGAAGUCCAUGAGCAUGAAAAACAUGAAUUCAACACUCAAAUUCUUCAUUGAAACCUACAACAAUGCUAGCAAUGACACCUACUUAUUUCAAGUUGACAAGCUACUUCGAAGUCAGAUGCAGCUGACGACUGGAGUGGAGUAUAUGGUUACUGUGAAGAUUAGCCGGACCAAAUGUGAGAGGAAUGGCACAAAGAACCACUCAUGCCCCAUUCAAAACAAAAAAAAGCUGAAAAAGAGUUUCAUUUGUGAUUUUUUGGUGUACACUGUGCCUUGGAUGAACUACUACCAACUCUGGAACAACUCCUGUCUGGAGGCUUGAAUGUAUUGGUGCAAAGAUC